AGACACUCGUGACCCAGAAGCAUGGUGACCGAGGCCGACGCCGCUCCUCGCCCUCGGACGCUGCUCCUGAGCGACCCCGCCUGCGUCAAGCACCACGUGCGAGGCCACCCCGAGCGGCCAGAGCGCGUCCAAGUCGUCCUCGACCAGCUCGCCACGUCCUUCCCGACACUGCCGCACUGGACGGCGUCGCCGGCAGCCACGGUCGAGCAGCUCGAGCGCUUCCACACGAGCAGUCAUGUGCAGUCGGUGCUGCAGUGGUGCGGCAAGAUCGAGCGCUGCAUGGUCGAGCUCGACACGCUCCGCGAGUCGGAUGAGACCCAAGAACGCCGCAAUGUGCUCAAGUCGUUUGAAAACGUCGACGUCGACGCGGACACGACGCUCAUGCGGUACACGCGCGAGGCGGCGCUCAAAGCCGCCGGGGCCACGAUUGCCGGCGUUGACGCGGUGCUCUCGGGCGACUUUACCAACGCGUUUUGCGCGGUCCGUCCCCCGGGACACCACGCCGAGCCGUUCAAGGCCAUGGGGUUUUGCUACUUUAACAAUGUCGGCGUGGCGGCCAUGCACGCAGUCGCGCAGCACGGCCUCACACGCGUUGCGAUCGUCGAUUUCGACGUGCAUCACGGCAACGGCACGCAGACCAAAGCGGCGACGACGCCCGAGCUCUUGUACGUCUCGACGCACCAAGCGCCGUUCUUCCCGCACACGGGCCACGCCGCGGAAAAUUCGGCGCACGUGUGGAACGUUCCGAUGGCCGCGGGCACCAGUUCGUAUGCGUUCCGGCACGCGUUCGUCGACCAAGUCGAGCCCCAAGUGCGCGCGUUCGCACCGCAGCUGAUACUCAUUAGCGCGGGCUUUGAUGCCCACGAAGACGAUCCGCUCGCCGAAAUGAAGCUGACGGACGAGGAUUUCUACUGGAUGACGCAGCGCCUGACCAUCUUGGCGUGGGAAUGCUGCGACGGCCGCAUCGUCUCGAGCCUCGAAGGGGGGUACCAUUUGCGCGCCCUCGCGCGCUGCGCCGAGCGGCACGUGCAAGCGCUCAUCGACGGCACCGACCGCGCCGUGCUCGUCGACGCCAUGCAAGGUCUCUCGCUCGACCCGCCGGUGCGGACCAACUUGCGCCUCGUGCUGGCCAAGGACAAGACGCUCAAGACGCUGCUGUUGCACGAGAUCACGAUCGAGAAGCUCCGCGCAGCAGCCAAAGCCAAGUGCCAGAUGAAGUCCAAGCAGCAGUUUCGCACGGCGCACGGCACGUUGGUUGCUGACACGGCGGCGCUCCUCGCCCUCGAGAACGACUCGACCUUGUACAUUGCAUAGUAAAACACCAUAGAGAUUGAUUUGCAAGUCCA
Saprolegnia parasitica CBS 223.65 is the source of this 1346-nucleotide messenger RNA. RefSeq lists its product as hypothetical. The transcript has 9 exons. The record is from RefSeq and is a predicted model, not a curated record. NCBI's taxonomy places the organism in Eukaryota, Oomycota, Saprolegniomycetes, Saprolegniales, Saprolegniaceae. The coding region runs from base 22 to 1314 and encodes 430 amino acids.